CGCGGCCGCUACGGCUGCUGCUAUUGAUGCAACAGCACCAAGCACAAAACCUCCCUUUGCCAGGAUUAGGCCAACGAGGACGUGCGACCCCGUCUCAAUUCGGGAAACUGAGUUUCGCGGGAGGUGAGGCGACUCCACCUUCCACUCCGCCAGUUUCAGCCGCCUUGAUAGCGGCCUCCUGCACAUCAGGGGAGGAUGCGAAUGUCGUAAGUCCUCGGUACACUUACGAGGACUAUGUUGUCCACUUGGUUCCACCGCUGGACCAACCGCUCCACGUGCAACAAUCAACCGCAUGCACGGUUUCAUCACCAUCGGCAAACGAUUCGGCAGCUUCGCCGCCAUCUAUCACUGGGGAUUCCACGUCAUGGUCAAGACUUGAAGAGCUCGACCCGUUGACAUUCGCGGACUUCCAAUGGAUGUCCGUUCCCCCGUCCGGUCGCUUGCCGAAACUGCAUUGCAACGUGCUCAUGGCACAAUUGCGGGAUUACUUGCACACUGUAGUACCGACUCCGUUGAUGGACGUCGGAGUAGAGGUUGUCGACCUUCACGCCUACAUUGCGAAAAAUGACCGCGAGUUCAAGACGCAAUGGUACAACAACAUCAACGCACCAUUGCUAUAUGUACGCAAUCAGAUCGGAGAAGCGACCUACAGCGCUUUGAUCGAUUGCGGAGCAUCUCGCAACGACAUCAUGGUGCGCGCCGGCCUUGGCCCACGCGUCCGAAGGAAGCCCCAGCCUACGCAAGUCACGUUGGCAGACGGUCACACGCACAAGUCAAUCGACCGGUGCAUUGAUGACGUCCCAGUGUACUUUGCCCCUCACGCAAGUGAGGCGGUGUCCUUUGACAUUUUGGACACCAAAUUUGACAUGAUCUUGGGCAUGUCAUGGCUGCGAAGCGAGGAUCAUCCGGUGAACUUCUAUAACCGCACCAUUCACAUUCGUGAUCGGAAUGGAAUACUAGUCCCAUGACGGUGCCUCUCCCUCAUCCUUCCAUCAGCUGCCACGUGGUGUCCGCCGCAAGCAUGCGAGC
This is a messenger RNA of Chara braunii, 1029 nucleotides long. The record is from the annotation of a GenBank genome assembly. Lineage: Eukaryota; Viridiplantae; Streptophyta; Charophyceae; Charales; Characeae.